AAGAUGAAUGGGAGAUGAACAACCCCCUUUUCAGUUUUCACUUUACUCUCUGCCCUUUUAUGUAAUUGGCUUUUUCCUUAAUCCCUCUGUUCACCAACUCCUGAUGAAUCCUCUUCCUCCUUUUCACAUCUGCUAAAGAUAAGAUUGCUCUUUCACUACACCACCACCUGGUCCUAGAUCAUUUUCACCCUCUCUCUCUCUCUCUCUCUCUCUCUCUCUCUCUCUCUCUCUCUCUCUCUCUCUCUCUCUCUCUCUCUCUAUGUGGAGUUGCAAGGUGCGAAAGUUGAGACUUCAUUUGGUCUAGCUAUAUGAAGGCCCAACUGCUCUGUUCAACAAAUUUCAGUACAAAACAAUGAAUCCGAAGAUGGAUGCUGCUGCAGGUAGUGGGCUCAAAAAGCCUAAGAGCUUGCUCCUUCCUCAAACCAGCCUUGCCUGCGUUGAAUCUUUGAGCAUGCCCCUUGUCCAGGAAGUUGUUCUCUCGGCAGAUUUCCAAUGUGCCGAGUGUCGAAAGAGGAUUUCUGACAUAAUGUCAAAAAUGGCUGAGAUGGAGUCAAUCGAGGUAAGUGUGGUGGGGAAGAAGGUGACACUGACUUGCAGAUAUCCCAGUGUGGUCAAAGCGCCAACACCCCUCAGCAAAGUUGCCAUGAUCGCUCGGCUGUUUCGCAGGAAACAUCCAUAUUGGGAUUAGUUCUUCUCUUUGGUGUGUCGUGAAAUAAGCAGUAUGUGUAUAUUAAUUUCCAACGAUGGUGAAAAGAUGGGUGUGAAGGGGCGACGGGUUGAGAGGGGAAAAGCUAAAAUUUGUGAAUACUUUUCUUCUUUGUUCAGUUUUCCCUUGGAUUUUCAUUUUGGUUGUACAGAACACAUAGAGAUAUAUGGAAGAUGCUGUGACCCAA
Malania oleifera is the source of this 893-nucleotide messenger RNA. RefSeq lists its product as uncharacterized. The transcript has 3 exons. The record is from RefSeq and is a predicted model, not a curated record. Lineage: Eukaryota; Viridiplantae; Streptophyta; Magnoliopsida; Santalales; Ximeniaceae. Gene Ontology annotation, molecular function: metal ion binding. The coding region runs from base 353 to 688 and encodes 111 amino acids.